This is a messenger RNA of Castor canadensis (American beaver), 2939 nucleotides long. It is a transcript of the gene Wscd1, whose product is annotated as WSC domain containing 1. Lineage: Eukaryota; Metazoa; Chordata; Mammalia; Rodentia; Castoridae. The record is from RefSeq and is a predicted model, not a curated record. Gene Ontology annotation, molecular function: sulfotransferase activity.
CGCCCGGCUAGGCGCCCGCACGCUCCGCCGCCGCGGCUUAGCCCGGACGACCGCAGCCACAGGGAGCUGGGCGGCGGCGCCGGCCCCGGUGCGUGGGUCACUCGUCGCAGGCCCGGGGGCUUGCGGGCGCCAGGGGCGACUCGGCUCCGGACACUGCGGGGCUGCGGGCUCGGCGCCCGGGAGGCGGGCGCGUGGCCGCAGGUGCGGGCGCCCCAGCCGACCGCGAUCGCGGGGUUUCCAUGAUGGGAGCGUAGUGAUGGGGAAGAUUGGGACACCCGGUCCUGUGGCUGCUGGGGAGAAGUAAUGGUACCCUUUGCACACCCGUAGCCCAGAAGAGCACAGGCAGGCACCAGGAGCCAGGAUGCGAGGAUGAUGCCUCCGAAGACCCCAGCUUCCCUCCUGCCUGGACGCUAGGAGCCGUCCCUGGGCUCUAGCCGGGAGCCCUGCCGCCCAGGGGCAUGGCCAGACCUUUCUUCCGACUCCAGAAGUUUCUCCGCAGAACGCAGUUCCUGCUGCUCUUCCUCACAGCAGCCUACCUGAUGGCUGGCAGCCUGCUGCUCCUGCAGAGGGCCCGAGUGGUCCUCCCCCAGAGCCCCCGUGCGCCCAGCACCCUGCAGGCCCUGCCAGUAGCCACCGUGGCACUGGGUGUGGACCUCCUGGAUGGCAGAACCCUGCACAACCCCCGUGUCAGCCCAGACCUGCUGCUGGACGUGGACUUGUCACGGAACCCCCUGGCUCGGGUUCCACCUGGAUUCCGCUGGCCCCGGAGGAACCGCAGCUCACUACGGCGCCGCUGGUUCCACCACUUCACCAGUGAUCCUCAGGGGCCACCUACCCUGGGCCCUGAGGCCCCUGGACCAGCCACCCGCAACCAAGACACUUACCUCGGCUGCUUCAGUGAUGAAGGCCAGGAGAGAACUCUGAAGGGGGCAGUGUUUUAUGACUUGAGAAAGAUGACUGUGUCCCACUGCCAGGACGCCUGUGCUGAGCGGUCCUAUGUCUACGCUGGCUUGGAGGCUGGUGCGGAGUGCUACUGCGGGAAUCGGUUGCCAGCCACUCGCACCAGCCUGGAGGAGUGCAACCAGGAGUGCAAGGGGGAGAAAGGCACAGCAUGCGGGGCUGGGGAUCGGCUCUCUGUCUAUCGUGUGGACGUACUGCAGCCAGGCUCCAGGAAGCGGCGGACAGCCACUUACCGCGGGUGUUUCCAACUGCCAGAGAACGUCACGCACACCUUCUCCACUGCCGUAAUGCAGGCCAACGUGACUGUGGAGACAUGCUCAGGAUUUUGUUCCCAGAAAGAGUUCCCCUUGGCAGUCCUCCGGGAUUGGGAGUGCUACUGUGCCUACCCUACCCCCCAGUUCAACCUGCGGGAUGCUGUGGACAGCUCGCUGUGCAGCCAGGUCCCCAAGGCACAGAGGCUGAUGGACUACUGCGAGGUCUACCAGACACCCGUGCAAGACACCCGGUGCACAGACAGGAGGUUCCUGCCCAACAAAUCCAAGGUGUUUGUGGCUUUGUCAAGCUUCCCAGGAGCCGGGAACACAUGGGCAAGACACCUGAUCGAGCACGCCACUGGCUUCUAUACAGGGAGCUACUACUUUGAUGGAACCCUGUACAAUAAAGGGUUCAAGGGUGAGAAGGACCACUGGCGGAGCCGGCGCACCAUCUGCGUAAAGACCCAUGAGAGUGGCCGAAGGGAGAUCGAGAUGUUUGACUCGGCCAUCCUGCUGAUCCGGAACCCUUUUAGGUCCCUGGUGGCGGAAUUCAACAGGAAGUGCGCCGGGCACCUGGGCUACGCACCUGACCACAACUGGAAGAGCAAAGAGUGGCCAGACUUUGUGAACAGCUAUGCCUCAUGGUGGUCCUCGCACGUCCUAGACUGGCUCAAGUACGGGAAGCGACUGCUGGUGGUGCACUAUGAGGAGCUGCGGCAUAGCCUGGUGCCCACUCUGCGGGAGAUGGUGGCCUUCCUCAACGUGUCCGUGAGCGAGGAGCGGUUGCUCUGCGUGGAGAACAACAAGGAGGGCAGUUUCCGGCGGCGCGGCCGGCACCCUCAUGAUCCAGAGCCCUUCACUCCUGAGAUGAAGGACUUGAUCAAUGGCUAUAUCCGAACAGUGGACCAGGCUCUGCGUGACCACAACUGGGCUGGGCUGCCCCGGGAGUAUGUUCCCAGAUGAUAGGUACUGGCUGGGGGCCACACACCCCUGCUAAAAGACGCAGCCACGCUGCAGGGCUGCAUUCCUGCUCGACACGACGCACUGUCCCGUGGACCUGAGAGUCAUGGCUACUUGUGCACAGUUGGCAGGGAGUCACUCGUGUGCUGUCUCCAGUGCAGGGAGACCGGAAUGCAAAGCCAGCCCAGACAGACACACAUCAUAGGACAGACACUAAUGGACACGCAUUCCUAGCCAGACACUCACAUGUUAGAUGCCACUCCACACUCACAGUGCCCAUUUCCAUGUGCCUAAGCCACCCAUAGAGGGUGUGCCAGACACUCCGAGCCUUGCAAAUGCAGCCAGACACAGAUGCACACACACAGGGCCCACAGAGGCUCUGUGCUCCCAGAGGCUUGACAGUUGUCUCUCUCACAUGCACGUGCAUACAGACGCCCAGGGCUGGGAGAGGUCCUGAUCUUCCUGUGUUCAUCCACAGUGUCAGUUUGCUCACCAGGGUCCUUAACUCUGGAAUGCCAGGCCGGGCUGGCAGCCAGGAUGGUGUGGGUGAAGGUGGGCUAACACGCUUGUUGUUGGGCCAUGCGGCUCUGACAUCCCAUAAAUGUGUGUGCUGUGACUACCAAGCACUUCAAACUCUGCAGCUCUGCCUUUAUCUCCUCUGUAAUGGGCAAAGAACCUGACUCUUACCUUGCUGGUCCACACAGUGACCUCAGAACCAGUGGCUCCAGCCUUGUGCACAGGCCCGCCACCCCUUCCAACUCAUCU